AGAACAGGGCCCUAUGUCGCGCCUUUUUUUUUAACGGUAAGGAGAAGAACCCUAACCGAACCUAAACCUUUACGAUUUUUUUUGGUCAUGUCGCGCCUAUAAUAGACUCAUUUUAUAUCAUAUUAUGUUCGUGUCGUAUCUAACUAACUUUUAUACCGGCCCGAUCCAUAUCCAGCUCUAAGAUCAGCCCAAAGGCCCCAAACCCACGCUAAAUUGAACUACUACGUAUUUACUGCGGAGAAUUAAAAGCGGAACUUAUAAAACAGGUUUUCUGUUUAGUUGGAGUACCUCUUACAAAAAAAAAAUUCGAAGAAAUUAUACAAAACUAUAAAACCCGAAAAUCACAAAAUAAAAACCCCACCUUUCUCUCUCUCCUCAACUCCGAAAAAUUAAACUUCCGUUGCAGAGUAUGAAGCUAUAAACCAUAACUUUCCAAUUUCAAUGGAAAUUCAUCGUCUUUCCUAAAUUAAUUCCUUUAAUUUUCGAAAAUUAUCAUCUUCUCCAUUGAUUUAUUCAAUUCGACCUUCGAAUUUCUGCAUCAAUGGAGGUCGAGGAAUCCUCAAUUCCUCCCAAUCACAAACUAUGCGGAUUCCUCACAACAGUUCUAUCAUCAACCAACCCCCAAUCAAAAACCCUAGAAUUCGGCAAUCAUCUCCAAUUCUUCUCCCACAAAUCUGAAUUCGGAUUCAAAUCAAAUUCCGGCGUAAUUCUCUCUCCUCUCCCUUAUUCCGGCCACCGCAUUGAUGCGGAUGAUUCGAAUUCGACGCCGGAAACGACGUCGGCGAAGAAGAGGAAGGGAAAAUUGAAGAACGCGAAGAGUCCGAAGAAGGUUGGGAGUGUGAAUGGGAAUGGAAUUGUGAGUGUUGUUCAUCAAUUGAAGACAUUGAUGAAAUGUAAUUGCUUGAAAAUUGUUGCCAGAAUUGUUGGAAUUUCGAUUCGAGAAGAUGAGAAAGAUGAUGGUUGUGAAAUUAGGGUUGCGAUUUUAGUUGAUGUGUAUCUUCCGAUUGAAUUGGAGUUUGGUUGGCAGUUUCCUAAGUCUGCCACUACUGCUGCUUCCCUCUUUCGCCAUUUGAGUUGUGAUUGGCGGGAACGGACUUUGAUUUUAAAGGAUGGAUAUUGUAAUGAUGUGGUUGGAGACGAUAAGGGUUUAUGGAAUCUAUCUGACUGUCAAAUUCUUGGAUGUAAGCAGCAUUCUGACAUUUCUGAUUCUUCUAAGAAAAAGGGAUUUGAGUUUCAUGAGAUAUUUAAGAGCUUGCCUAGUUUGUCUGGUGACGUGAAAACAUAUUCUUCAAGAAUAAUGCCUGAGGAUAUGGCAUCUGCAUCUGGAAUUUGGGAUCUAACUGAUGAUAUUGUGGAAAAGAUUAUCUCUCUUCUGCGUCCGAUAGAUAUUGUGAGGGUUUCUGCUACAUGUCGUCAUUUGAGGAUCUUGUCUGUAUCGAUUAUGCCAUGUAUAAAGCUCAAGCUUUUUCCACAUCAGCAAGCUGCUGUUGAGUGGAUGGUGCAACGUGAGCGGAAAGUUGCUACUUUACGUCAUCCUCUGUAUUUGGAGUUCUUAACUGAAGAUGGUUUUGCGUUUUACAUUAAUAUUGUGUCUGGUGAAAUAGUCACGGGAUUUGCUCCAACAAUAAAGGAUUUCCGUGGCGGAAUGUUUUGUGAUGAACCUGGACUUGGUAAAACUAUUACUGCUCUCUCUCUUAUUUUGAAGACCCAAGGAACACUGGCUGAUCCACCUGAAGGUACUGAAACAAUUUGGUGCUCACAUAAUGGUGAUCAGAAAUAUGGCUACUAUGAGUGCAGUACUGGUAGUAGAUACACUAAUGUAGUUGUUCCAUCCUCAGAACAAAAAAGUGCGAGUCAGGGUGAUCGAAGAGGCCAGUUUUCUCCUGAUGAACUUAUUCCAAAGAAUCAAUUUACUCCAAAGAGGGCUAGUUCUGGUGGGCUGAGUACAUCAUCCAUGGCUCAAACAUCAUCUGUGCUUUCACCCUCGACACUGACGACUUGCUUUGUUCCCUGCACCAGGAGCUUGAAUCGUGUUAAGAGAAAUCUUAUGCAUACAUAUGAAAAAACUUCCUCUUAUCCUGUAGAUAAUAAUACAGGUUCAGGCAAAAGACAUAGAACUUCAUAUCCUUCUCCAAUUGCUAGCAAGAGGCGGAGGAAAGUUUCGGAGGAUCAGUCUGUGAUAUCUAAUGAAACUUGGAUUCAGUGUGAUGCUUGUCAGAAAUGGCGUAAACUCUCUGAUGAAAGUUUAGCUGAUUCCACAACUGCAUGGUUUUGUAGUUUGAACUCUGACUUUUUGUAUCAGAGUUGUGAUGCUCCUGAAGAGUCAUGGGAUUACCAGCAACCUGUUACUUAUUUGCCUGGAUUUUACGGCAAAGAUUCUACUGGAGAAUUGCCUCAAAAUGUGGCGUUCUUCACUAGUGUGUUGAAGAAGCAUUAUGCUUUACUCAAUUGUCAGACCAAGAAGUCUUUAAAAUGGCUUGCUAAACUUCCAUAUGACAAACUCUUGGAAAUGGAAACCGUUGGAUUGGCUGAUCAUGGUCAGCUGAGUUCAAAACAUAAUAAUGUAUUCAUUAAAAUAUUUCUAGAAUUUGGUCUUGUGAGGAGGGUGGUGCAGGGUGCUUAUCGGUGGUUUUACCCCAAAGCCCUAAAAAAUUUGGUCUUUGAUUUGCCUGCUCUCCGAAUUGCUCUUUGUGAGCGGUUAGACUCAUUCAGAAUGUACUUGUCACGGGCUACACUCAUUAUCGUUCCAUCAAAUUUGGUUGAUCACUGGAAUUCGCAGAUUCAGAAGCAUGUGAAACCCGGGCAAUUGCGAGUAUAUGCCUGGACAGAUCUUAAGGAAAAGAAGCCUUCUGUUCACAACCUUGCAUGGGAUUAUGAUGUUGUCAUAACAACCUUUAGCCGGCUCAGUGCUGAGUGGAAACCGAGUAAGAGAAGUGUCUUGAUGCAAAUUCAUUGGAUGAGGAUCAUACUGGAUGAGGGACACACUCUGGGAAGCAUAAACUUGACCAAUAAAAUGCAAAUGGCUGUUUCCCUGUGUGCUUCAAAUCGUUGGAUAUUAACGGGAACUCCUACUCCAAAUACUCCCAGUGGUCAGAUUUCUCAUAUUCAAUCUAUGUUGAAAUUUCUUCAUGAUGAAGUAUAUGGAGAAAGUUGCAAGAACUGGGAAGCUGGUAUCCUGAAGCCUUUUGAGGCACAGAUGGAGGAGGGUAAAUUGCGUUUAUUGCAACUAUUGGAAAGGUGUAUGAUUAGUGCUCGUAAAGCGGACUUACGAUGCAUCCCUCCUUGUAUUAAGAAAACAACUUUUCUUGAAUUUACAGAGGAACAUGCAAAAACUUAUAAUGAACUCGUUGUUACAGUUCGGCGAAACAUUUUAAUGGCAGAUUGGAAUGAUCCUUCUCAUGUUCAAAGUUUGCUGAACCCGAAGCAUUGGAAAUCAAGGACUAAAACUAUAAGAAAUGUUAGGCUUUCUUGUUGCGUGGCUGGGCAUAUGAAAGUAUCACAUGCUGGUCAUGAUAUUCAAGAAACAAUGGAUAUCUUAGUGCAAAAUGGUCUUGAUCUUCUUUCAGAGGAAUAUUCUCGUAUACGAUACAACCUUUCAUAUGGUGGUAACUGCCAGAGAUGCAAUGAAUGGUGCCGCCUGCCUAUUGUUACACCAUGUAGGCAUCUUUUAUGCCUUGAUUGUGUUGGUUUGGAUAGUGAAAGAUGUGCUUUCCCUGGUUGUGGCUAUUUGUAUGAGAUGGAGAGUCCUGAGAUACGAAGUAGACAAGAAAACCCAAAUCCAAAAUGGCCUGUCCCAAAAGAUCUCAUUGAGUUACAACCUUCAUAUAAGCAGGAUAGCUGGGAUCCAGACUGGGAAUCAACUUCUAGUAGUAAAGUCACAUACCUUGUUCAGAGGCUUAAAGAAAUUCAAGGUGCUAAUAGACAAAAGGAUAGAUCCAUGACUGAGGAAAAUUAUGCAGAAAGACCUUGUGACUUCAUUAUAUCUCAAGGACCGUGUUGCAAACCAAGCAUUGGUUCUUCUGAGGCUCCUUCUGAGAAAGUUAUUGUAUUUUCCCAGUUUCUUGAGCACAUAAAUGUAAUUGAACACCAGCUGGCUAUCGCCGAUAUCAAAUUUGUAGGAUUGUAUAAUCCUUUGAAUCUCUUUAAAAAGAAGAAGGCACUCACCAGCUUUCAAUAUGAUCCAAACUGUACGGUGCUUGUGAUGGAUGGAAGUGCUGCACUUGGUCUAGAUUUUAGCUUUGUUACCCAUGUGUUUCUAAUGGAGCCAAUUUGGGAUCUAAGUAUGGAGGAUCAAGUGAUUAGUCGCGCUCAUCGUAUGGGUGCAGUGCGUCCUAUUCAUGUUGAGACCUUAGUGAUGCGUGGUACUAUCGAAGAGCAAAUGCUGGAGUUCUUGCAGAAUGCUGAUGAGUGUAGAAAAUUAUUGAAGGAAGACCAUGAGAAAACUGAACAUGAAGGAGCUCGAGCACACCGAUCAGUACAUAAUUUUGCGGAGAACACUUAUUUGGUUCGCCUGAGCAUGGUGCGAACAAAGGAUUAAAUGUAAGUUCUCAUGCCCAAGAAGGAGAAAGGAGCUUGGCGAUUGUUCCUGAUGUAAUUGAAUUUUUUUCGGAUUUUAUUUUUAAUUUUUGUAGAGUUUUGAUUCUUUUCAGAGCAUAAUGAAAUACUCUUUUCACUCUGAUAAUUUGAUUUAUCGAAUAUCGAUUUGUCUUGUAAGAUUUUGGUAGUUUGAGAAUAAUUUUGUAUAUAAGAUGGUUCCCUGCCUUAUGGCUUUAGGUAGGAUGAAAUUCUGAUAUUUUGUAGAUAAGAUUCCCCUCUGUUA
This is a messenger RNA of Chenopodium quinoa (quinoa), 4819 nucleotides long. RefSeq names its product F-box protein At3g54460-like. Gene Ontology annotation, molecular function: ATP binding; protein binding; ATP-dependent chromatin remodeler activity. NCBI's taxonomy places the organism in Eukaryota, Viridiplantae, Streptophyta, Magnoliopsida, Caryophyllales, Amaranthaceae. The record is from RefSeq and is a predicted model, not a curated record. The transcript is spliced from 9 exons. The coding region runs from base 542 to 4537 and encodes 1331 amino acids.